AUGGCGCUGGACACUGAGUUUGGUGUGAAGGGAAGCAGCAUCAUCAGGGAAUGGAGUGGACAGGUCCAGCCGGCUCUGGUUGCCUCCUUAAUUUUCCUCUUCUGUCUGGAAGCCUGUCUGUGGGUCAGGAACCUGAGGCUGAAAAGAAGACUGCCAGGACCCUUCGCCUGGCCCGUGGUUGGCAACGCCAUGCAGCUGGGCCAAAUGCCUCACAUUACUUUUGCCAAACUAGCAAAAAAAUAUGGCAAUGUGUACCAGAUACGACUAGGUUGCAGUGACAUUGUGGUUCUGAAUGGAGAAAGAGCUAUCCGUCAGGCUCUGGUACAGCACAGCACAGAGUUUGCAGGCAGACCAAACUUUGCCUCUUUCCAGAUGAUCUCUGGAGGCAGGAGCAUGACAUUUACUAAUUACAGCAAACAGUGGAAAGCGCACAGGAAAAUUGCCCAGUCCAGCCUUAGAGCCUUUUCCUCUGCAAACAGUCAGACCAAAAAAGCCUUUGAGCAGCAUGUUACAGCUGAGGCCAUGGAACUGGUGCAGGUAUUUUUACGCCACAGCACUGAUGGACGGUAUUUUGACCCUUCUUAUGAAUUUACAGUAGCUGCUGCAAAUGUGAUAUGCGCUCUCUGCUUUGGGAGGCGAUAUGGACAUGAUGACCUGGAGUUCAGGACCCUGUUGAGAAGGGUGAACAAGUUUGGAGAGACAGUAGGGGCAGGUAGCUUGGUAGAUGUCAUGCCCUGGCUUAAAUCCUUCCCUAACCCAGUCCGCAGUGUCUAUGAAAACUUUAAAAACCUCAACGAGGAGUUUUUCGCCUUUGUGAAAGAUAAAGUGGUGGAGCACAGAGAAUCCUUCAACCCUGACAUCACCCGGGACAUGAGUGAUGCCAUCAUCAAUGUGAUCGAGCAUGGGAAGGACAGCGGACUGACCAAAGAGUUUGUAGAAGCAACUGUCACAGAUUUAAUUGGAGCAGGUCAAGACACAGCAUCAACCUUCAUGCAGUGGAUUGUCCUGCUCCUGGUUAAAUACCCAGACAUGCAAGCCAAACUACAGGAGCUCAUAGACAAAGUGGUAGGCCAAGACCGACUGCCAUCAGUUGAGGACAGAAGUAACCUGGCAUUACUGGACGCCUUCAUCUAUGAGACCAUGCGCUUCACCAGCUUCGUCCCUGUCACCAUCCCACAUUCCACCACCUCAGACGUCACUAUUGAGGGUCUCCACAUCCCCAAAGACACAGUGGUCUUCAUCAAUCAGUGGUCUGUCAACAAUGACCCCCUGACAUGGAAGGACCCACACAUCUUUGAUCCGACACGCUUCCUUGAUGAAAACGGGGCCCUCGAUAAAGACAAAACCAACAGUGUCAUGAUUUUUUCAAUGGGUAAAAGACGAUGUAUUGGUGACCAGAUCGCCAAGGUGACAGUGUUUUUAUUCACAGCAGUCUUGCUGCAUCAGUGUAGCUUUGAGAGCGACCCCUCUGAGCCCCUCACUCUUGACUGCUCCUACGGGCUCUCGCUGAAGCCCCUCCGAUUCUGUGUCAGCGCUAAGCUCAGGGGAAAGCUGCUUGGCUUAGUUUCCCCAGCAUGAACAUCCCAAUACUGUGACUCAAGGCCAGCAAAGACUAUACACUUCCCCACCAAUAACAUUUAACAGUGAGUAUCAGCAUACGUGCACUAAAUCCUAUUGUUUUAAGACUUUCAUAUUUAAUGAUGAUAUUUAAUGAAUAUCUUAACAUGGUCUGUCUUUGAAUUAUUGUUCAGGGCUGAGAAUAUGAUUUCAAAGAUGUAAUGUUAGUUAGAGUUAGAAUUCAAGCUCAUGGACUGUUGGGAUUGGUGCAAAAGGGAUGGCAUUUCUGCUUCACAAAAUAUACUUGAUCAGAUUUUGUACAUUAUUGUAAUUCUGAGUGGUUUGCUUGUUUUUCAUCCACUAUUGAGCAUGUACAUGUGCAGAAUUAGCCACAUCCCUUAAAUGUCAAUUUAAACUAACAUAACUGUAUAUGAAAUGCUUGUGAAUGUAAUGAAGUCACUUAAUUGUUCUUAAUUGUAAUAUGUAAAGAAUAUAUUUAAUCUUUGCUACAUAAAGAAGUUACAAAAUAUUGUUUUUAUAAGUUCAUAUUUCAGGUAUGAAAAUAAAUGUAAUGAAGUUUAAUCUAUUUCACUAUCUACUGUACUCAAAGCAUUUGAACACAUUAAACAAAGAAUGUUGAUGAAAAGAAAAAUAGAGAAGCCGGGAAGCCAAGAGGAAGUCUUUCAUCAAGGAUCAUCCGUCAGUGAAGAAGAGACAUUGCCAUGAACCAUGAAUACUUCCCAAACUUUAUGUAACCAGGGUUUUGUUUUACUGUACAAGCACUGAGGCUACCCCAUGCCAAACACAAGUCUCAUCAGUACACACAAUGCAGAUGUUUAGCAUUUUUUUUCAGUCAUGAGGCAUUAUCAUAUCAAUGUUUGUUUGCAAAGUUUACAAAGUAAGAUCUUCAGAGCUACUUGGAUGUCACUACAAUCUCUUAUUCAAGAAUUUAUGCUAUA
Molecule: messenger RNA, 2516 nt
Organism: Scomber scombrus (Atlantic mackerel)
Lineage: Eukaryota; Metazoa; Chordata; Actinopteri; Scombriformes; Scombridae
Product: cytochrome P450 1B1-like
Exons: 1
Coding region: 1-1578 (525 amino acids)
Biological process (GO): progesterone metabolic process; hormone biosynthetic process
Molecular function (GO): heme binding; steroid 17-alpha-monooxygenase activity; iron ion binding
Source: RefSeq, a predicted model, not a curated record